Acyrthosiphon pisum (pea aphid) is the source of this 2587-nucleotide messenger RNA. Its product is annotated as poly(A) RNA polymerase gld-2 homolog A. Lineage: Eukaryota; Metazoa; Arthropoda; Insecta; Hemiptera; Aphididae. The record is from RefSeq and is a predicted model, not a curated record. Gene Ontology annotation, molecular function: poly(A) RNA polymerase activity. Bases 287 to 2047 code for a protein of 586 amino acids. The transcript has 8 exons. Gene Ontology annotation, biological process: RNA 3'-end processing.
UUAUUAAUUUAUAUUAUUGUACCUAUACCAAACGUGUUUGGUACGUGCUAAUGCCAAGUAUUCGGUAUUAUACCUCCAUAAUAUAAUAUAUUAUCGUGCACGCGCACACUGCAGCAGUCGGUCGGCGCGUUUCGUUGAAUAGGUACUACUGCGGCAGGCUGCACUUAGAUAUUAUAGUCGUCGACGCGUUUCGUUGUACAGCAAUAAUAAUAUUAUUAUAGUCGUGUUAAAUGACCAUCGUCACCACCGGCACGCAGACGACAACUGCAACUCCUCCGGAACAAUAAUGACCGACCGGUUCCGGACAUACGACAGCGAAUGUGGCGUGAACGGCGUCGGAGACCGUCAUCACUGGCCGAUGGCUUUCGGGGCCCCGCGCCGGCCGAACAAAAAAUUGACGACGGUCCGGAGGCCCGUCGCAGGAGGCGGCGAAGGACCGGAAGUCUGCCAACCGGACAAUGGGAUGUUGUUGUUGUCCUCGUCGUCCUCGUCGUCUUCGUCGUCGUCGUCGUCGUCGUCACCAUCACCGUCGCAGUCGUCCACGUCGUCCACUCCGUCGACGCAUUGCUAUUACGGCUCGUUCCGUCGUCCCAACUCCAACAACGUCGAAACCUGCGAGGCCAUCGAAUGGGAAGUCAUGUCCAAACACUUUGCCAGAUUGCCACCAUUUAUUAAAGAUAAAAAUGCGAAACAGUUCAACAGCGGAAAUCCACAAACGAAUAUACCACAACAUCAUCAUUUACAAUAUUACAGCGAUCUGCACAAAUUGCAUCAGGUGGCAUACGCCACCAGAAACCCUAUACCUAGAAAACCGGUGGUGGCGGCGGCGGCGGCGGCGGCUCAUCAUCAGCCGUGCUGCAAACCGUGGCAAUGGAGCCCUUACGGAGGACCCGCCGGAACGUUUAUGAAUGCCUAUUACUUGUCGGAGCCACAAAGGUAUGACAAUCACGCUAAGAACGUUAUCCUGGAAGACUCGCUAAUACAAGUGGACGAGGCAGACAAACUGUCGUCGGAAGUCUGGCACGCGUACUUGGACAACCGCCAGUCCGAGGGCGUUUACGCAACGAAGAUGGCCAUGUGGCGCAGGCUGUCGACGCUGAUCAAGAGCUGGGCGCCCGGCUGCGGCCUGUACCUGGUCGGGUCCACGAUGAACGGUUUCGGCGGCGACGUGAGCGACGCGGAUUUCUGCCUGCUCACCGGCUGCACGGCGGCCGCGGUGGUCAACACCGGUGUCCGGCAACACAAGGCCGUGACCGAGGAGCGGCACCGGAUAUGCGCCGUCGAGCGGCUCCAGUGGCUGAUGGGAUUGCUGGACCACGAGCGGAUCAACGGCAAGGUCGGCACCGCGGAAAUGCGCAUCGUGUACGCUAAGGUGCCCAUACUCAGGUUCCGGUGGAUCGGCGACGGUGGCUGCAAGAUGGACGUGGACUUUUGCUGCAACAACGUGGUGGGCAUUCGCAACACCCAUCUGUUGUACUGCUAUUCGAGGCUCGAUUACCGGGUCAGGCCAUUAGUAGUGACCAUUAAACUUUGGGCGUCCCAUCACAACAUCAACGAUCCGAAAAAAAUGACGUUAUCCAGUUACUCGCUGGUGCUGAUGGUUAUCAAUUUCUUGCAAAGCAUAACGCCGCCCGUGUUACCGUCGCUGCAGUGCAUCUAUGGCAUGAAGUUCUCGUCAUUCACUGACAUCGAAUUCGUGCACAUGCACGAACAGUUGCCUAGCAGUGGUUGGAGAAGCGACAAUAAACAGAGCCUCGGCGAGUUGCUUUUGCAGUUUUUCGAAUACUACAACGAUUUCAAUUUUUAUAAACACGCGGUGUCUGUAAGAAUGGGAUCACCGAUACCCCUAGAAAGCUGUCGGAUGGCCGACGCGGUAAAAAACAAUCCCGGACAAUGGAAAUUCAUAGGGAUCGAAGAACCUUUUGAAAAAACGAACACAGCACGGUCUGUGAAUAACCAUAAUGUAUUUGCUCAAAUCAAAGAAGCCAUCACUAAUAGUUACAAUCAGUUGAAAGAAACGAUGUUAUUGGAUUCAAUAUUUUGUUAGUUUGUAAUAUAUCAAAACCGAAAAAUCAAAAAAAAUAAUAAAACAGCAAAACUACAAGAAAAAAAAAAUUACGAAAACGACAAAAAAACUUAGUGUGGCUUUCGUCUGACAUUGUUAUAUAGCGUAUAGUUACUUUUUAAGAAAGGAAAACUCGGUAAAUCCACGUGAUAAUUAAAAAAAUCGAAUAAAAAAAAAAAAUUGUUUUAGCGAAUACAAAAAUUAAGUAAAAAAAAAAAAAAUUGUUUGAAUUUAUAGCACUUAAGUAUUAUUAUAUUAUAUUAUAUAUUGUUGAAUUUAUAUUUAUAAGAAAAAACCUCCACAUGAACGCCAUCAGUCGAAUAUAACACUUUUUAAUUUGUUACUAUUCUUAUAUAUAUACUACGUAUUAUAUUAUUAUGAAAUUAAAUCAGUGCUCUCUCAUAGGUAGUUAGUUACUGAAGGUUUUGGAAUAAAAUUGCAAGCGUAAACCUGUAUUUAGUUAAAUUUAUCACUGUGUUGACUAAGAUGUAUUUUGAAUUAUACAUAUAGAUUCUAUAGUAA